AUGUGCCGGCUGUUGUUGCAGGCGGUGGCCGUGUGCCAGCUGAGGCCUGGCCCGCCCCCAGGGAGCGCUCCGACCCCGCCGCCGCCGCCCGCGCUGCCGCGCCUUCUGGCAGCCUUCGCCGGCACGGCCCCCGCCGCCGCUUCAGAGGAAGACGCCACUGCUGCGUCUGCCACCGGCGCGACCACCGUCUCCACAGCCACAGCCAGUCAGGCUGCUAGCAGCAGUGUUUCUGAGGUCGCAGCGGUACCCACAGCGGCCCCUGAGCCGGCUGCUACCACCACUUCCACCCCUGCAGCUACUCCAGCCACCAGUGGGGCACCCAGCAGCAGCAGCAGCACCACAACCACAACCAUCACUACCACUACCACCACCAAUGCUGCCACCACUCCCCCACCGCCGCCUAUCACCUUCUCUGACGGCAACCCUGCCAUUGAGGAAGAAUCGAGUGGUAGCCCUACAGCACUAGAAGGGUCCAGUGGAAGCUCUGCGGCCCUGGAAGGGCUCAGCACCGCCGAGCCACGCCCCCCUCUGCCGCCUCCCAGACCACCGCACCGCAUCCCGUCGCGUCUCGAGGAGAAGCUGGAGUCACUCUCCUGUGACAUUCCUCCACUGCCCUCGGAGUCGCGCCUGUGGAGGGGCAACGAGACUCACGAACUCCUGCUGCCCAUCAUUGUGACGCCAGACUGCGAGGGCGAGGAGGCGGAGGAGGGCGGCGACUGCGCGCCCGUCUCCGUCAGCUGGGAGGGCGGCGCCGAGCUGCAGAGCGGCGACGUGCUGCUGGUGCGCAUCGACGAUACCAGGCUGGUGGCCGGCCGUCAGGCCAGCGCCCGGACCCGGCCGGGGCACCUGCCCGGAGACCGCUACGGCCCGCCGCAGGACGACAGGCGGCGCCAGCCCGAGACGGCCGUGUACCAGGUCACCCGGCCGGGACACGACCACUGUGACGUCACGGAGGGCGUGCUGCUCGACAUCACGCCGCUCAUCGUGGACGGCCGCAAGGUCGUGACGCUGUACGACAAGGACCUCACCGAGGGCAUCAAUCUGCUCAUCGUGGUUUCGGAGCGCUGGGGCGGCCAGUGCGUGCGGCUGAGGGUGCUCGUUAAGUCCGACAACUGCGGCGAGAACCAGGACUGCUCAGCCAAGGGCGUCUGCUUCUCCAACAUCUCCAUGGAGGGCUACGAGUGCCAGUGCUGCCCCGGCUUCGUGGGCCCGCACUGCGAGGAGCGCGACGCCUGCUACCCCAGCCCGUGCCGCAACAACGGCAUUUGCGUCGACCUGUCGCAGGGCCAGGGCGGUAACAGCUUCCAGUGCCUCUGUCCAUACGGCUUCACCGGCAAGACGUGCGAGUCGGAGGCGGACCCGUGCGGCUCUGCGCCGUGCCAGAACGGCGCCACGUGCGUGCGCAACGCGACGCACUUCCGGUGCGUGUGCCCCACGGGCUUCGCCGGAGAGGUGUGCCAGCAGCCGCUCAACCAGUGCGAGUCGUCGCCCUGCAAGCACGGCAUCUGCGUGGAGCAGGAGGACGGGUACCGCUGCUUCUGCCGGCCAGGUUUCACGGGCAUGAACUGCGAGUACGAGUACAACGAGUGCGAGUCUUCGCCGUGCAUGAACGGCGGCACCUGCACGGACCAGGUGGGCCGCUUCUCGUGCGCCUGCGGCCGCGGCUACACCGGCAACAGGUGCCAGGUCAAGGUUGACCUGUGUGACCCGAACCCCUGCCACGACCACCACUACUGCGUCGACCGUGGCAACAAUUACACCUGCGAGUGUCCCAAAGGCUUCUCCGGACCCGACUGCCUCAUCCCGUCACGAGCGGCGUGCAGCGUGAACCCGUGCCGCCACGGCGGCACCUGCUGGAGCAGCGUCGACUCCUUCUACUGCGCCUGCCGGCCGGGCUACACGGGGAAGACCUGCCAAGAGGAGUUCGUGCUGGAGGCGAUGCCGAGCGCCAUGCCGCGGGCGACUGGCCGCGACGGCCAGCUGGACCUGCAGAUGCCCAUCUCCAUCCACCUGGACCACCUGCACAACGUCUACAUCGCCGCAGGGACGCUCGCCUGCGCCGUCGUCAUCGUCGUGCUCACGGUAGCGGCGUGCCACUGCCGAGUGCACGAGACGUACAAGCGGUGCUUCCUGAACGCGUCGCCGCUGCUGCCCUGCAAGCUCUCCAGGCUGGACGACCCAAAGUCCCCCAGUUCUUCAAGGGAGCGUGACCGCGACCGAGAGCGCGAGAGGGGGAAGGCGGGGCCCGCGGGGGGCGGCGGCCGCUUCCCCGCGCUCGACACCGGCGAGAUGUACUACACGCUCGACUUCAGCGACAGCCAGAGCUCGCCGCUCAUCCAGUAGAGUAUUGGGCCAAAGGCGUUCUGGCUCAGCUGGGCCCACGCGCGCGCGCACACUGGAAGCCAGCCUCAGCAGCAGCCGUAUGUUUACGUUUGCAUAGUGCUACUCGCAGCAGCGCAUGUGUUCCCGAGGAAUCGACAUACACACGCAGGACGGAGAACAAAAUACUAACAUUCUGUUACUUUUACUGGCAAUCGCAAACUGCCUCCUGUAACGUCAACACGCCCUCAAAUUUCACUGUACCAAAACAAUAUUUUCUGUUUCUUUUCAGAUACCAAUCAGCACUUGUUACACUUUGUCGUGAAUAAUGAGUAGCAUUAAGUCACUUGGACUCCGCCUUACAAAGUCAGCAGUACUCUUUGUGAGACAAUACUCUCGCUAUCGGUUUGUCACCACUCGGCUUCUGUCUCUAGAAUAUUAAAAACUGUAACACAGUAUCUGCAGCAUUUAUAAAGUAAAACAUAACACAUAGGACUAAGGGUUCUUGUCCAUCAUUAAAAUAGUCUACUUAUGCCCCUGUCAGUCCCAUUUCAAAAGUCAAUAUACUAAGAAAAUAAGGUCAGAAAGAACGAAAUAAAAACUAAAGUUGGUCCUUUAUCCAUAUUACAGGAGACUCUCACAACAGAUAGCAAAAUUUUUUUAAUCUCACAGAAUUGGAGUAGUGUAGCCAGCUAAUAAUUUUGUGAGCUCUAAAUGUCAAUAUAAAA
Schistocerca americana (American grasshopper) is the source of this 3047-nucleotide messenger RNA. Its product is annotated as delta and Notch-like epidermal growth factor-related receptor. Gene Ontology annotation, biological process: axon guidance. The transcript is spliced from 14 exons. The coding region runs from base 1 to 2343 and encodes 780 amino acids. The record is from RefSeq and is a predicted model, not a curated record. Gene Ontology annotation, molecular function: calcium ion binding. NCBI's taxonomy places the organism in Eukaryota, Metazoa, Arthropoda, Insecta, Orthoptera, Acrididae.